UGUGCCCACAUUCAUAGUCGUUGUCAAUCGAGUAUUAACAAGUGAUGACUACAUAAUACUUGUGCAUUAUUAUUAAUAGUUAUUAUUGUUCUCUAUUUACUUGUUAUUUAUUAUUAAUUAUUAACAAAAAAUAACAAAUGAAACCGUGUGCUGUUUUACGUUGUAAGGGGAAGGGAACUCAUAUAUUUCCUCGUAACCAUAAAAUCCGUAUAUUAUGGGAACGAGCAACCGGUCGAAUGAAUUUUAAAGCAGGAAAACACUCUAGAGUCUGUGCAUCUCACUUCAAGCCAGAAGAUUUUAAUGGUGCUUUAAGACUCAGACGACGAUUAAAAAAAUGUGCUGUUCCAAGUGUUAAUCUACCUGUUAUACAAAAUGAUGAACAACCAAUUUUUGAAGAGACAAGCGUAAAUUUUUGCACUGAACCAAAAUCAAUACCUAACUUUUCAGUUUCAAUAAGCAUGAAUGCUUGUGACGUUAGCGGAGGGAAUAUCGCAAUGAAAAUUGAAGAAAGUUCUGAGUGCCGCGCUUGUCUCCAAGUAUUUGGAGCUGGCUCUAGAUUAAUCAAUUUAUUUCAACCCUGGAAUCCUAAAUUAGAAAACAUGGGAGAGACUAUUGCCGAAGACUUAUCAAAAAUUGCAAAUAUACAGAUAUCAGAAUUAGAUACACAUUCCACGGUAAUAUGUCAAAUUUGUUUUGAAAGGCUCCGAGAGGCGUGUAUAUUUACAGCACUGGUACGAAAUAGUGAUUGCUUACUCAGGCAACGAGUAUCAUUAGAUAGUAGUAUGAAUCAAAUAUGGCCAAAACCUAUACAAGUAGAAAAAAAUAUUAAUGGACAAAUUUAUGGGACAAAUGUAGAAAUCAAACAAGAAGUGCUGUCUGAAGAUGAGCAGCCAGACACAAAUGGAUUAGAUGAAAGUUAUAGAGACUAUCUUGAUAUAAAAAUUGAGCCCGAAGAAAUAAUUGAAAUGAGACCAACACAAACUAUUGUAAAUGGAUUAAUACCUACAAGCAAUAGUGUAGAACAUUCUCGAUUACUGAAUGGAAAUGCUAAUGAAGAUGAAUACAGAGAAGGAGACAGUCUUGAGACAACAAUAAAAGAGGAACCUCCUAGUGACGAUGAAGAACUAAACGUUGACUCUGUAGAUCUACCAUUAGAAUGUAUGCUAUGUACAAAAUCCUUUCACAGUUUAUCUGGACUUAAGGUACAUGUCAUUACCCAACAUUCCUACAAGAGUGUGAAGAGGAAGUGUAGCAAUAGCCCAUCACCGAAAAAAAUGGACAACAACAGGCACCACUGUACAAUAUGCCAGAGAAAUUUCCAGACUUCAACUGAUCUCUUAGUGCACGAGACAUGUCAUAAUAAACAUGUAUGUUAUGGGUGUAAUUCCAAGUUUGAUGUUCCACUGAAAAAAAACACUUUCAAUUACAAAACCAAUUAUUUUAAUGAAACACAGAAAGAACUUUACAGGUCUAAAAAUAGAAAAUCUGAAGACAAUGAAGAAGAAGAAGAGGAGCAUACAAACUCGUUGCAAUGUAAACUUUGCAACGAAACCUUCACGGAUGAUUACUACAUGAACAUACACCAAGAAAUACACCAUUCAGCCACAAGUCAGUGGACAGCGCCAGUUGACACACCCACAAGCAUGGAGAGUGAAGUCCUGAAUACUAGUAUUACUGAACACAAUUAGUGAUCAGCAGGACCGUAGCUAAGGGUGGGGGGGCAUUAAGAGGGAAAGAUAUACCUUAAAAGGCUCUAAGAAAUAUAUGGCUUCUGCCCUACCUUAAACUUGGGUCUCGUUACGGCCCCUGGUGUUCAGUAAAGUUCGUUUUGAUUCGACUUAUGCUUAAAUGACGCGUGUAAAGUAAACCUUAUUACAUUCUCCUAAAGUUUACUUUAAUCAAAUCAUAUAUGAAGCACUCAUACAUACCAAAAUUGUACUCGAAAAUCAUAUAGCCCACCGCUAAGUUAUUUAUGAAGAAUAAUUAUAUUCCAGACACCAUCUGGCCUUUUACCAAAGGGAGACUUUGUACAAAAGUCGAUUGUUCGGGUACCUCUGUCCCAUUCGUGUUUCUACCGUGAAGCAGUUGUGUUUGCAUGGCUGUGUUUCGGUUUGAAGGAUGGAAUAUGGCGUGAAUUUACAGGGUACAGAGGAAUAACACCUGAGUCCUCAGGAAUGGCAACGCAUGGGAAGUAUCAUGGGCGAAACAGUACACUCUGUUAUGUCCAUGGUACUGCUCAUGUCUAUAGGUUGUUACCACUUUCCAUCAGGUGGGCCGUCAGCUUGUUUGCCAUUCUAAGUUGUAUAAAACAAAAAUGUAAAUUCCGUUGCAAUGAGGGAGUACAAAUUAUUUCUAUAUAUGUAUUUAAACCUAUAACGAAUAAAAACACCAACGCUUUGUACCGAUGCAGCAAAAGAAUAAUGGCUUUCGUGCGUUAUGUUACCAGCCUUUGAUUGUCCAUUACUAAACAUAACCCUCUCCCUUGGUGGGUUUUGCAAGUAGUUACCACGCUUGGCAGGCGGAUUGGCAACCGCAGUUAGGCUUUGGAGAUGUUUUACGAGGGAUGCUACUGCCCAUCCCUCGUCCUCCUUUACCCGUCUCUGACAACACCCAUGGGAAAGGAAUGGGUGGCCUAUUCUAUACCGAGACCACUCGGCAUCGUGCGUCAUACUGUAUUGUAAUUAUUUAUGGCGGCUCACGUUUUAAAUUCGGAGAAGUAUCGAACUCAAUAGAAGCCCUUAUUCAUGAGCGCGAUUCACAUGUGUGUCACGAACAGCAUCACGCAACCAGCGUGCUGUUUGUCGAACUGCGCGCGUGCAGUCGACGGAGGCGGUAGUGGUGGAUGUGGCCAAUAGACUUACCAAACGUAAUAUACCCAAAAGUAUUUAUGGAUGGCUAAAGACCGCACGGCUUGACAAUGACGAAAGUGACAUCCUCAUGUGGUCACGACUCCACUGAAGGUGACCUCGAUAAAGAGAUGAGAGAAUAUAUUUAAAUUCAAGUGAUAGUAAGAAAUGAAAGCAUGUCAGUUAGCCCAUUGUCACCAAUUCCUCAAGAAUUAACCACGAUGGUUUCCAGGAGGAACCGCGUGAAGGUCGACCUGAUAGGGUAUAUUGCAAACAAUGGGAUUAUUAGACCCCAUUACUAACAAUCCCUUCCCCCCAACCUGAUAGAGUAUGUUGCUAGCAAUAGGGACUUCCUUACCAACAAUCACUUGUAUUUGGCUUUGCCUACCCCAGAAUUUGAGCAACCUUUCAGCUAUACAUAAAGAUAUGUUUGAAAGUUCAGGAUCCGCCUUUUUGAGGAGGCCAGUUCUGGAAUACCAUUUCAGCCGUUAACUGUCCAUUGCUGAACAUAAACUUCCUUCUAUUGGGGGGUUUUGCCAGUAGUUGCCAUGCUUGGCAGGCAGUUUGGCAACCACAGUUAGACUUCGGUGAUAUUUUAAGAAGAACGUUGCUGCUCCCUCGACUAUUAAGUUACCUUACUCGCUUGUUACGACACCCACGGAAAAAAGGAAGGGGUUAUUCUAUGCCGAAACCAUACAGCAGCCCUGGAAUAUAGGCGGCGAAUAUUUUUGCCCGAUGCGGCAAAAUAACUAGUUUCAGCACUACCACUAGGGUUGCCAUCUGUAAAAUCAACAAAAUCAAACAAGAAACUCGAAAAGACUAGGUCAUUUAUUUUAGUAAAAUUUGUAUAGCGAUGAUUGGCAUUGGCGAGGUAUUUGUUAAAGAUAUUGAUCGAUACUGAAGUGCCAUUUCUCUGGACCUAUCUCUAAAUUAAAUUAAAUCUAUUUGUUAUAGCAGAAAGAUCUUUAAGGCCCAAUGGCGUACUGACGGGGGGGGGGGGGGCGGAAGGGUCAGCCCGCCCCGGGCCUCUGUCCCUGAGAAAGGAUGGAAAAAAUGUUGAAACCUCCAAACGCAUACGUUUGUAGACUUCAACGUUUUCCUCAUCCGUAUCCAUGUUCUAUGUAUGUUUAUUUAGUCUAAUUUAAAUAUCACUUGCAAGAUUUUAACUAAAUAAAUAAAAAGGUUUCGACGUGGUACAAUCCACCAGACCAGUCUAGUCGUGACCACGAAACGUCGGCAACAAAGAAGCAGGUAUGUAUGUACUAUUUAUCUGUGAAUGCUUUUAAAUCGCGUUAAGUCCCCAUUGUGUAUAUAAUGUAGUUCAUAAGUAAAUAAUUCCGUGAAACUAUAAAAUUAAAAUAUUAAAUUAAGAGAUAGGUUUAGAGAAACGACUCCAUAGGAUCGUGCCCAUUGUAUCAUAAUAUAUGGUAUAUUGUCUGAUAUCAGUGAUCUAUGUAGUGUUUUCACUGAUUCACAUAUAGCUUUAAUUGAAUUUAUUUUAUGCAAUACUUUAAGAUUUUUCUUUAGGGCUUAAAAACUUUUUAUGAUUUUUUUUUUUUUUUUUACAUUGGAAAUAAUUACAAUUGGCUGGUAUAUUCAUAUGAAAAUUUUAAAUGAAUUAUAAAAAUGAGACACCAUUGGUAAAAAAUUUAACACGAAGACGUUUAAAAUUAUCAUUUUCAUGUUUCAUAAAAGAACUGUUUUUAAUUUGCUUAAUCGUCAGUUUUCAUAUAAAUUCGUUAUGUUAAAUUAUAUUUGCUGAUAUGUCAACCGACCGAUUUUGAGAAAAACUGUUAAUCGAUGAUGAUACUAAUUAUAGAUAGAUAGAUAGAUAUAUCGUUUAUUUGUUUGUUACUAAUCACACACAACAUGUACAUAAUUCUGAAACACGCAAGUGGUAAUUUUAAACCUACAAAAACUGCAGAGUUCACCAAGAAAAUUUAAUUCUAUACUCUCAACAGCUGUUUUAGACGCCCAGUAGCUCAAUUCACAUUUUUUUUUACUUCAUCUCAAAACAGAAAAUGGUAAUCGUUUUCUUCUUUACUUCAAUUUUUUUAAUUCUUUUUUUUUUUAUAAGAAUCGAGCUUGUGAAAGAACAUGUCUAUUGUUUUACUACUCUAAUAAAUACUCUGCACGUCGUGUUACGGCGAAAACGGAGUGUAAAGGAUCAACCCUUUGGUAUCUCCCCAAUUCGAUCGUCUCUAAAAAUUACACUAUGUAAUUCUUUUACACUAAAAACCAGCGAUAUGUGUCGGUCAUCAUCCGCGCCGUGCCACGACGUGCACACUGUAGGUGUCUCAUUGAAUUUGAUUUACUAUUUAUUAUUAUUUACUGUUAAAAUUGCAAUUCAUAAUAGUUUUGUAUAUUUCCAUUGUCUCGCCGCUAUAUGUAAAUACUGUUUUAGAUUGUGAUUCAUGUAUGUGUAAAAUAUAUUGUUGCGUUUUGUGCAACCGAA
Molecule: messenger RNA, 5301 nt
Organism: Galleria mellonella (greater wax moth)
Lineage: Eukaryota; Metazoa; Arthropoda; Insecta; Lepidoptera; Pyralidae
Exons: 9
Coding region: 138-1688 (516 amino acids)
Biological process (GO): regulation of transcription by RNA polymerase II
Cellular component (GO): nucleus; chromosome
Molecular function (GO): chromatin insulator sequence binding; zinc ion binding
Source: RefSeq, a predicted model, not a curated record